This is a messenger RNA of Neocloeon triangulifer, 2370 nucleotides long. RefSeq lists its product as uncharacterized. The coding region runs from base 252 to 1601 and encodes 449 amino acids. The record is from RefSeq and is a predicted model, not a curated record. The transcript is spliced from 5 exons. NCBI's taxonomy places the organism in Eukaryota, Metazoa, Arthropoda, Insecta, Ephemeroptera, Baetidae.
CAAAACAGCGAGCCGCUGCGCUGAAAAGCCAAGGCAUUAAAAGAGUAAUAGUGAAAUGUAUUUCGACAUCGGAGUCUGACUGUAUCCCUGAAAAACAUAUGCAUGUCCCGAAGCGGACGCAUUUUUACCAGCCCCUAGGUCAUACAUCAGCAUCCCUGAUCGUGCCUCCAGUCUCCGCAGGCAUCAAGAAGUACGGUGGAAAAAAACGACACUGCUAGUCUGCUGCUGUGGCGAAAUUAUAGGAUCAAACUAUGGAAGAGGCCGCGAUCGGACCAAAAAAUGCGGUAGACUUGUCGGCAUUGCAAAUUGAGGCCGGGGUGCCUGUCGACGAGGAGCUCGCGCCCUGCCCCAACUGCGGGAGAACCUUUGUGCAGUCGUCCCUUGUGCGGCACAUCGCCGUCUGCUCAAGGUCCUUGUCUUCCCGCAGAGGCAAAUUCGAUUCUUCCAAACAACGCAUCCAAGGCACCGAGCUCGAGCAGUAUUUACCACCGCCCGUCAAAAACAGACCUCGAAGUCGAUCAGUUCCAGCCGUUUCGGGUGGACCUAGGAAAUCUCUAAUACCUCAGCAGGCAGUUCACAAAAAAUGUGAGCACUGCGGGCGCAGUUUUGGCGACAAAGCGAUCGACAGACAUCAAGAAUGGUGCAAAAAGCAACAAACCCUGCUGAAGCAGCCAGCAAUUUCUUCUCCAGCUUAUGCUCGGAUGCAAGCUCGAACACAGUACAAGGCACCACUAGCCAAAACUAUGCGUUCAAGAACUAGAGAAAAAUACUCUCCGAGUUCAACAAAAGAAACAAGCAAAACUGCAACGCCAAGGAGCUCUGUGUCGCAUCCUCCAAAUAAAACCGCAUCUAUCAAGGAUACCUAUCAUGAUGUAUUUCGUUCUGCUGAGAGGCAGAUGCAGGAGUUGUUGGGGUCACCUCUGCCAUCAAGGAAAUCACAGCCUUACGUUAUUCAACAGAAAGCAGACAUAGAGCUCAACCUUGACGAAAGUUUUAUCAAGGCAGAAUUGAGGUCACCGAACAGCCGCAAGAUACACGAGGAAGAUGACAGUUCGAUAGAAGAUGCUCUCAACGAAAUCUCCCACCAGGACAGCUUCAGCUCCAUAGAAAUUUUCAAGGAUGAGCCGCUGGAUGUAGACCAAGUAGAAGCCGAAGAAACGGAAAUCAGGGAAUGCAGCUCUAAGAAUUCUGACGAUGACGACGUGAUAAAAGAGGCAUUACAAAGUAUUAAAAAAGGCUUUGAUGAAGCAUUUCAGGAGCAGGAAGUACAAAUCAAGGAGACGUUUACAGAAGAGAGUGUGCUGAACCAUCUGAAGGCAACCCUGGAUGGAACGCUUGACAACUGUCCACUGACUGAGUCGCUCAACUAUCUGGAUGCCGCACUGUCUCUUUUUCAAUUGGACGACAUCCCGAUGCGUCCGUCCAAUGCUCCGAGGUCAAGGGCAUCAACCAAGCGUAGGCAGUACUCUGUGGCAUCACCCUUGACGCUGCUUAAGCCGGACCCAGAAGUUAAACAGCAGCUAUGCUCCACAUGCGGAACUGCCUUCCCAAUGUCUACAGCCAAUUUCUGCUGCCUUUGUGGAACCAGACGGUCUGAUUAAAUUUUUUACACGAAGGAAUAUCAUAGAUGAAUCAACUACUUUUUUGCUGCUGAAAAUAAGGUUUGCAACUACAUAUUUAGUCAUAUAUAUCAAAACUGGAAAUUUUUAAGGCAUUUACUGAAAAGUCUAAUUUUUAGUAUAUUUAAAAGUGAAUGAAAUCCAUGUUGAAAAAUUAUUUUAAUUGAGAAUAAUAAAAGAGGUGCAUUUACAUUUUAUGAAAAAAAUCUCACGAGGCCCCGUUAACAGUAUAUCAAUUGAUGUACCAAUAAUAUAAAUGAGGUUUAUGAAGUAGUGAUGUUAUUUGUUUUGUACAAGAUUUGUCGCCACAAAUUAUUUCAUCAUUUUUUUAGUUUCUGUGUGUCAAAUUUUUGAAUAGUUUACCGAAGAGGAAGUCGGAUCGUUACCAUAUUAUGGUCUAGUGAUAUAAGCGACCAAGCAAUAUUAAUCGUGAAAAAAGAUUACCAUGUGACAUAGCUGUAGAAAAAUGCAGCUAGUGGUAAAAACAAAAUACAUUUUUGUAACUUCAAAUUUAAUUGAGCUAUUGCCAAUUAAAGACGAACAGUUUUGAAAUGACCAUGUAGGAUUAGUAUUAUAUGUGUGCUAAUAAUAAUGGGACAAAAAUGUACUAAUUCAUGUGAUUAUUAACUGCAAAAUUGACAAUAGUUAAUUGGUUUUUAUACAAAAUGUUCUUAAAUAACAGUCCCCUAAUUUGUGAUCACUAACUUUACAUGUAUUUGAUACAAAAAUAAAAUAACUGAUUUAUUUCCUA